AUGGAUACUACUGUUCAAGAAAAAGACGGCUUCCACAAAGACGAGGAGGCAUUUGCUUCAAGCUCAGAGAAGGAAACCAGAGAUGGCACUAUCAGCAAGUUGCAAUUCGUCAAGGGGUUCAGAUUCUGGGCCAUUCUGGCGUCAGUCUCCGUUACUAGUCUUUUGACAUCGCUCGAAGCAACAAUUGUCUCAACCGCCUUGCCAACGAUAAUCACCGAGCUACACGGUGCUAAUAAAUACAUCUGGGUUUCCAGCGGAUAUCUCUUGACUAUGACUACCUUGCAGCCAAUCUAUGGUCAACUCGCAAAUGUGUUCGGAAGAAGAUACCCCCUGAUAUUUGCGGCUGCAAUUUUCACGCUCGGGAGUGGCAUUUGCGGUGGCUCGAAUUCCGUCGAGAUGCUCAUAGCAGGCAGAGUACUACAGGGCAUCGGCGCGGCUGGCAUCAGUGUCCUCGUUGAGAUCAUUGUUUGCGACAUCGUGCCUUUGAGGGAGCGAGGGACCUACCUUGGAAUUGUCAUGGGCUUCGGCUUUCUCGGCUCUGCACUCGGUCCACUAUUCGGGGGUCUGAUUGUUGAAAACAUUAGUUGGAGAUGGGUCUUCUAUCUGAACCUGCCUGUGGGAGGAGCCGCCCUAGUUGCGCUUUUUCUCUUUCUGCAGGUCAAAUUCAACAAAGAGAUGACGAUUGCCGAGAAGCUAAGGAGAAUGGACUUUGGCGGCAGUCUGAUCUUUGUUGGUUCUGUGGUUUCCAUUUUGAUUGCCCUAGCUUGGGCUGGUUCACUUUACGCGUGGUCAACGGUGCAGGUCAUAGUCCCGCUUGUGUUGGGCUUCAUCGGACUUAUCUGCUUUCUAAUAUACGAGGCAUUCGUCUCUGACCCUAUUAUGCCGCUGCACCUCUUUCAGAACCGUACGUCUCUUGUCGCCUUUGUACUCACCUUCCUACAUGGGAUUGCCACCGUAUGGCUCCUUUACUUCCUACCGGUGUAUUUCCAGGCAGUACUUCAAGCCAGUACAGAACGCUCUGGAAUCGACCUUCUCCCCACCAUAUUUGCCAUCGUACCGUUUGCGAUUGCAGCAGGGGUAGUUAUGGGGAAAAUCGGGCGUUACAAGCCAAUCCACGUGGUCGGAUUUGCAGUAAUGAUGAUGGGUUUUGGCCUUUUGACUCUAUUGAAUGAGAACUCCUCGACUGCAGCUUGGGUACUGUUCCAGGUGGUAGAGUCCCUGGGCGCUGGCCUCGUCAUUCCGACGUUACUUCCAGCAGUCAUGGCCGAACUGACUGACGCAGAUACUGGGAGUGCAACUGGAACAUGGUCUUUCAUGCGAGGUUUCGGUAUGACUUGGGGCGUGACGAUCCCUUCUGCCAUAUUCAAUGACCAAACCACGCGAUUGGCUUCGCGAAUACAAGAUCCCAGCGUCGUCGCAAUGCUCACCGGGGGCCAAGCGUAUGAGCAUGCGACGAGAAGCUUCGUCGAAUCAUUGACGGACCCAACUGUCAAAUCACAGGUUAUCUCUAUAUUUACGGAAAGCCUAAAGCGAUCGUGGCAGAUAGGCAUUGCUUUCCCUGCUCUUGGGUUCUUGAUUGUUUUCCUGGAGAAGGAAAUUCCCUUACGCCAAGAACUAAACACUGAGUAUGGCAUUGAGGACGGGAAAGAGAAAGACAAAGAGAAAGCCUAG
Talaromyces atroroseus is the source of this 1671-nucleotide messenger RNA. RefSeq lists its product as hypothetical. NCBI's taxonomy places the organism in Eukaryota, Fungi, Ascomycota, Eurotiomycetes, Eurotiales, Trichocomaceae. Gene Ontology annotation, molecular function: transmembrane transporter activity. The transcript is spliced from 2 exons. The coding region runs from base 1 to 1671 and encodes 556 amino acids. The record is from RefSeq and is a predicted model, not a curated record. Gene Ontology annotation, biological process: transmembrane transport.